UCUCGUUCUCUGCUUCCCCCAUCCGUCCUGCGCUUCGCAACCGCUGCCCGCUUUCGCCCGACGUCCAGAGCUGCUUGUUGUUUUUAGCGUUGCUUUUGUUUGGUCUUUCUGCGUGCUGUGAUUUCUCGUAAUGGCUUCCCAAGAGCCAUGGCACCCAUCCGCGCAGGAUAGUGCUCAAGGCCCGCCUCAGUCCCUUCCUCCUCCUCCCCACCGGCCCUCGUUCGGCUCGCAGCAGUCCGGCCACCCUGUACUCCCUCCUCCGGCUGCCCUUGGCGCAGGUGGGAAUAGAAACCAAGGCUACUACACAUCUCUUCCAUCGAUUUCUGGCCUGGGGGCGUCCACUCCGCAGCACGGAAGCUUCAAUCUGCCCUCAAUGUCCGGCACGCCGUCACCGCAGCUGAAUCACGCCAACCAGUCGCCCUCGGUUGCCCCGAACCAGCUUCCAUCUCUUAGCUCCUCAGUUGUUCAGGGCCAGAAACUCACCUCGGGCUCGCCGCCGUCUACUGCUGCCUCUCUUGCGCCGCCUCCCUUGGGCCAGCCGCAGGGUCAGCAGUCACAGCAGCAACAGCAGCAGCAACCCGGGCAACAUCCUCUCGGAGGAGGACCUGGUUUGGGACUUGGUCCUUCCAGCGCUUCUGCUGCAUCACAGAUUGCUGCUGCUUCUUAUCGCCCGUUGAACGUGAAGGAUGCUCUCUCGUAUCUUGAUCAGGUCAAGGUCCAGUUCCAGAAUCAGCCAGAUGUCUACAACCGGUUCCUCGAUAUCAUGAAGGAUUUUAAGAGCCAGAGUAUCGACACCCCCGGCGUUAUCGACCGAGUCUCCACGCUCUUCAGCGGCCACCCCAAUCUAAUCCAGGGAUUCAACACAUUUCUUCCUCCCGGCUACAGAAUCGAAUGCUCGCUUGAUCCUAGCGACCCGAACCCGAUCCGAGUCACUACGCCCAUGGGGACGACCACUCGUCCUGACGGUCAAGUACCCGUCUACGACCAGCGAGGCGGGUGGCCUCCAGAACCCUACCCUUACCAGGCCGAGCCGCAUGCGCAGAGUGGUAACUCUAUGUCACAGCUCCAGGCUGUCGCGAAUGGCUCGCGUCAGACUGCUGCGCAGCAGGCAGAGCAGAAGCGGGUUGGCGGCCCGGUCGAGUUCAAUCAUGCAAUCAGCUAUGUUAACAAGAUCAAAAACCGAUUCGCUUCGCAACCCGACAUUUACAAGAACUUCCUCGAGAUCCUGCAGACCUACCAGCGCGAGCAGAAGCCUAUCGCAGAUGUGUAUGCUCAAGUUACGAUGUUGUUUAAGGACGCGCCGGAUCUGCUGGACGAUUUCAAGCAGUUCUUGCCCGAAGCCGCGCACCAGCGAACCGGCAACUCCCCGGAACCAGUAGCUGCUUACCCUGCUUCGACACGGCUGCCACCUGUUGGCCACUUUGCUCCGCCGACGGUGCCCAAGGAAAAGAAGAAGCGCACGUCGUCUGCUGUCGAGCAGAGCGGCAUCGCGCCUGGCCAGGCCAUGCAGCAGAUGGAGCUGCCCGCGGUCUCUGGCAUGCGCGGCACCGGUGGGAAGAAGAUGAAGCUUACUCCAAAGCCUGAUGGAACUGCCCAUGCCCUGAGUCCUACCCUUACCCCGAUGAUUCCCGAGCCGCUCCCGCCCCCAAUCAAGGCAGGUCCUACUGCAGAGGAGCUGGCCUUCUUUGACCGCGUCAAGAAGUAUAUCGGCAACAAGCAGACUUAUAAUGAGUUCUUGAAGCUACUGAACUUGUUUUCUCAAGAUAUCAUUGAUAAGAAUCUGCUGGUCGAGAAGGCUGAGGCGUUCAUCGGCGGAAAUAAGGAUCUUAUCGAAUGGUUCAAGAAGUGCGUUGGAUAUGACAAUGGUCCUCUCUCGAUCGAGAACGUUGCGUUCAAGAAGCACCAACUUGAGCUCUCGCUGUGCAAGUCGUACGGCCCAAGCUACCGGUUAUUGCCCAAGUCUGAGACUCACCAGCCAUGCUCCGGCCGUGAUGAAAUGUGCUGGGAGGUUCUCAACGAUGAAUGGGUCAGCCAUCCGACCUGGGCGUCGGAAGAUUCAGGAUUCGUUGCGCACCGGAAAAACCAAUUUGAGGAGGUCUUGCACCGGAUAGAGGAGGAGCGACAUGAGUACGAUCACAACGUCGAAGGCAAUCUUCGCACGAUCCAGAUCCUGGAGCCGAUUGCGAAUCGGAUCUCCAACAUGUCGGCUGAGGAGAAGGCUUCGUUCAGACUGGCUCCCGGACUUGGACAUUCCUCAAAGUCGAUUUACCAGCGAAUUAUCAAAAAGGUGUAUGAUCGAGAGCGUGGUCAGGAGGUCAUUGAUGCGCUCCAUGAGAAUCCUGCUGUCGCGGUGCCGAUUGUGCUCAAGCGUCUGAAACAGAAAGACGAAGAGUGGAAGCGGGCGCAGCGAGAGUGGAACAAAGUUUGGCGUGAGACUGAGGCGCGUGUGUUUUACAAGUCUCUGGAUCACCAGGGUCUUGCGUUCAAGCAGGCUGACAAGAAGACUUUGACCACAAAAUUUUUGGUCAGCGAAAUCGAUACUGUCAAGAAGGAGCAGACCAAUAAGCGACUAAACCCACUCACGCCUACGCCCAAGUCGCAGCUCAACUACAACUUUGACUCGCUCGAUGUUAUCCAUGACGUUUUGCAUCUCCUCUCUGUUCAUCUCGAGCACUCUACAACGUUCUCAAGCAACGAUCGCGAAAAGAUGGAUGGCUUCUUGAAGACUUUCAUCCCGCUGUUUUUCGGGUUCACGUACCAGGAUGGAUCCGAAGAUGUUGGCGAGAGCCAGGCUAAUUCUGAGACUGAAGAAUUGGCCGAAAACGGCUCACCGACUCCGUCUACGGUCACGAAUGGCAAGCGAGCCAAGUCCGCACGUGACAGUGACUUGCUGCGUGAUGUGCUCAAAAAGUCAAAGAACAACCGCAAGCGCGAGAAGGAUAGCCAAAGUCGUGAGGCCACUCCAGAUGUUUCGGACGAGACUCCAAAGCCCGAGACUGCUCCUGCUGACGACGGACCGCAGUUGCCGGAAGCUGUUGAGAAGGCUGGCGAGAUUUGGAUUGCGCACGUUGCAAAGAAGGGAGAGCCGCAGAUUGGCGAGACGCCUACAUCAGACGGCCGACGAGUGAAGUAUAACUUGUUUGCAAACACGACAAUCUACUGCUUCUUCCGGCUGUUCCAGGUGCUGUACAGUAGAUUGGAAGAGGUCAAAAAGCUCGAGGCCGAAGUCGCACAUGAUAUUGCAAACAGAAAACCCGUGCAGUUUGCAAAGGAGCUAGGAAUCAUCUCAUCCAAGAUCCAAGACAUGGGUCUGGCUUUCCAACCCGAAAACUGCUAUGGUCAGUUGCUGGAGAUGUGUGAGAAGCUGAUCGAGGGCGAUCUCGAACACCAGUGGUUUGAAGAGUCGCUGCGUCAGGCCUACCGGAAUCGUGCAUUCAAGGUGUACACGGUUGAUAAGGUGGUACAGGCGAUUGCGAAGCAUGCGCAUACAAUCAUCUCAGACACAAAGUGCUCGGAGAUUGUUUUGCUUUAUGAUCGCGACAGACAUAUGCCGAAGACUACUAACCGUGAUCAAAUCAUCUACCGGUUGCAGGUCGAGGCUAUCUUGGGUACCGACGAGAACAUCUUCCGGAUGGAAUACAACGAGAAAAUCAAGGGCAUGGCAAUCCAAAUGAUCACUCACGAGGAUUUGACCCUCAACGAUGCUAUUUCUGCUGAAGAAAAGUGGAAGUACUACUUGACGUCAUACAUCAUGUCUGCACCGACCGAAGGAGUACCAGCCGACCGGGUACGGAUGCCGUUCUUGCGUCGGAACCUGCCGAGCGAAGAUGCCGACGAAGAAGCCGAGGACGAAGAAGGCGAGAACGGAGACGCAGUGACGAACGCGAACCAGACGCAUUCCAAGGGCGCACUUCGGGUGCGCCUGUGCCAAAAGACGUACCGGUUGUUCUUUGAGGAGUUGUCUGAGGAUUUUUUUGUGCGGCACAAUUUGAAGCCUUACAAGAAGUCGUCGGCGAAGAUCGAUCAGCUUCCGGAGUCUACCGAGACCGAGAAUGAGAAUGAGACUGAAUCAUGAGUUGUUUGGAAGGGGAGGUGAAUGAUGUCUGUAUGAUGUUUCUUGUUGGAAGUCGAUAUACUGCUUCAUUCUGUAAUUGGUUGUAUCGUGCGGACUAGCUCGGAAAAAAGAGAUCGUUAUAGUUUUCAAUGGCGCAGAGGAAUAGUUUUAUCUUUGAUUAUUUUUUUUGUUAUUUUACUCCUACUUCAUUCGAUUUACUGCAGGAAAACUAGUGUGUAUUUGCGAGCAAAGCCGAGCUGAGUCUUGAGAAUCUGCGAUAUUUGUUUUCAUUUUCUCACCUUUUUUUUUUUCUUUUUAAUCUAUUGUUCGUUUAGUUUGUUUCUUUUGUUUGUUGUUCAUCAUUUGCGCUUUAUUUUGCCAAAGCUUUGCGUUUAUUUAGGCGGGAAGAUGUCUGUAUAUUUAGAUUGUGUAAUAUUCAAAAUAGCGGAAGUCUUUACUUAA
This is a messenger RNA of Myxozyma melibiosi, 4516 nucleotides long. RefSeq lists its product as uncharacterized. Gene Ontology annotation, biological process: negative regulation of transcription by RNA polymerase II. Gene Ontology annotation, cellular component: chromatin; Sin3-type complex. Gene Ontology annotation, molecular function: transcription corepressor activity. The coding region runs from base 131 to 4075 and encodes 1314 amino acids. The record is from RefSeq and is a predicted model, not a curated record. The transcript has 5 exons. NCBI's taxonomy places the organism in Eukaryota, Fungi, Ascomycota, Lipomycetes, Lipomycetales, Lipomycetaceae.